Molecule: messenger RNA, 2580 nt
Organism: Spodoptera litura
Lineage: Eukaryota; Metazoa; Arthropoda; Insecta; Lepidoptera; Noctuidae
Source: RefSeq, a predicted model, not a curated record
ACUUCAAAAAUCUAAUUGUCAGUUUCGAAAUUGCUAAGGAAUUUGAUUUUACCGUUUUUCUGUUUAUAAUAAUUGUUAUUGAUAAUGGAUUGAUAAUGCUGGCUUUUUCUUGAAUUAAAGAUAAUUAUUUGGUCAUAUAUUUGUACCUUGUGUACAGUUCAAGUAGUGAUUGAUUAAGUAAAAAGUGUUUUGUGCAAUGGCGACGUUAGAAGACGAAAUUAGGGACUUGAAAGAGAAAAAUAAUGAAUUGGUGCAAAAAGUGCAGUUCUGGAAGUUGGCUGCAGCCAAGAAGGAGGAUGAGAAGCUGACACUUAUGAAAGAGGUCAAUGAAUUGAGACUUAAACUGAGCAUGCUCAGAAACCAUGGUUCAACCAAAGCAAAGAAACUUGACGCUGCAUUGCAAGAAGCAAGUGAGAAAGCUAUCGCACAUCUGGUUAAUGCUUCUGCGGAAAUAGCCAAAAGUAUGGAGAUAGCUAAAGUUUAUAUGAGGGAGAGAGAAGAGUUAGAGGAGCAGCUGCCUCGCUGGAGCACGCUUGGUGGGACUCCAAGAGCAGAUAAUACAGAGAGAGUGCACAGAGUGGCACCUAUGAUGAUGGAAGGGCGCUGUGUUCAGCCUGUAGUUGAACUCAACAGAACUAUCUUGCUAAGAAGUGGAUCAGGAUCUGGAGAUACUACAGAGAGGGCAGUGCCUUUACGCAUGUUGCAAGAUGUCUAUAUUCCAUUAACUAGGAUUGAUAUAUCAGACUUUGCACAUCCAACUGUGGAGGUGGAAUCUAAUAUGGACACGGGUAAUGAGGAGUAUAUGGAAGGGUACGGACCGCCAGGAGUUCCAGUACCAAUUCACAGAGGACAGAGACGCCGUGACCGCCGUGACCGCAGAGACCGCAGGGAUCGCAGAGAACGCACGGCAGACCGCUCAGGAGAUCAAUAUGAGCAACCCUCUGAGCAGCACUAUGAGGAACAUGUCCAACAACAUCCAGAACAUCAGGAACAGCACUAUGAUGAAGAACAACACUAUGACGAACAGCAGGAACAAAACUAUGACCGACAACAACAACAUUAUGACGGACAGGAGGAACAACACUAUGAGGGAGAGCCAGAACAACACUAUGAUGAUCAGAACUUGGACUCCAGUGGGGAGCCUAUGUCAGAAGGGAACGACUAUGCUAUUAAAUUGGAGCCGGAGAGUGAGGAAGAAAGGGCGGUCAUGGAAGAAUCACAGAGGAUAGGCAUGCAGUUACGAGAUGACAGUUGGCCUCAGCAAGGAUUUGAGACUAUCGAAGAGUCUCCGGAAGAGGCUCACCAGGCCUCUAUGAACAGCACCGCAUAUGACAACCCACUGGAAGGUCCCAGCUGGUUACUGGACCGCACCCCGACUACACCUCGCACCCCUACAGCUGCUUCUCAUACUCCUACAAACCGCCAUGAACCCACACCAAGGAAUGGUAGGAGCUUCACACUAGACUCCACAACAGAGAGGAACAAGACACCAAACACAUCCACCAGGAACACUGAUGAAAAUGUACCAAUGGAGCCGAGCCCGGUGCAGGUGUCGUUCUCCCCGACGGUGCGGCGCCGGCCGCGCGGGUCGUCGCCGGCCGCCACGCCGCACUACUCGCCGCGCCCCGCCGCCUCCAGGCGGACCAGUCGGACCAGCUUGAAUGGACGAGUGCUAAAGGUGUUGGUGGCUAAGAUGCGCCUAGACGGCAGUCCCCUGUCCCUGUCUCCGGCAAAGCAGGCUCGGUCGCCCCGCACGGUGCCACCAUUCGACGCACCCAGCCCUAACGGGGCUACAGACUCCAGAGUUAUUGUGUCGGAAGCUAGAAGCAUAGACCAGGAAGUGCCGGAGUCAGUGCGGGAGGCGGCCCUUAGCGGCAGGGGGCGACACAGUCGCGACCUCGACGAGCGCAGUCUGCUCGUGCACUCCAGGGACAGUUCCACGCUCCGCCACAGCCGACUGGGCAGCCAGGACGGCCGCGACAGCGGACAGAGCAGUCGGCGCGGCAGACUCGACGACAGCGACAGCAGCGGCGCCGGGGGGACCGUCGGCGAGGGACGGACGCGGAGGCCUAGGAAGGCCAUCACUUACAAGGAGAAACCUUUGAAUAGGAAAUUGCGAAGAUGAUCUCUAUUCUUCAAAAGUGCGAGGCGUACUUAAUUACUUAUGGCUUUAAUAGUUGUUAUUAUUUUAUAGUAGUUUAUGAUUUGCGAGACUGGAUCUCAGGUACAACGGAGUAUGAAUUAGUUGCCUAUUUAUAAAUGUCUUUUAUAAGUUAUCAUGAUUAUCAGAAGCUUGUUUUAUUGGCCGGCUUCACACUUUGGCUCCAAUAGCACUAAAGUUAUUUGUCCAAUCUUUGUUUGGGAAAUAGCGUUGGCUCAAAUGUUGGUAGUUGUUGGCAUAAUGUAUCGAAAUAUUCAGAGGAAUGUUUUUCUUAGAAAAAGUAAGUAUACAUACAAAAGAAGUAAGCUAUUUCGAUUUCAUUAUUAGGCAUGUCACAGUAAUUCUGAUUGGACUAUAGUAAUUGGGUACUUGCCUUCAUCAAAAAUAAAUUAUUUUACCUGUAGAAUAUUAAAAAAUUA